This is a messenger RNA of Synchytrium microbalum, 1260 nucleotides long. RefSeq lists its product as uncharacterized. The coding region runs from base 1 to 1260 and encodes 419 amino acids. The transcript is spliced from 8 exons. NCBI's taxonomy places the organism in Eukaryota, Fungi, Chytridiomycota, Chytridiomycetes, Synchytriales, Synchytriaceae. The record is from RefSeq and is a predicted model, not a curated record. Gene Ontology annotation, molecular function: protein binding.
AUGCCUCCAGCAACAUCCCCGACUCGUAAAUUUGUUGCAUCAGCAGCAUCACUGUCUAGUCUCUCUAAUAUAAAGGGUGGAUCGUUCGGAACGAAUAAAUCCCUUGGUUCUCUGGCAAACUUGUCAUCAAAGUAUCCUAGACAAGAUAAAAGUGCUGAGAUCGAGGCUGCAAAGGCUAAAGAGUUACUUUUGAGUGCACCACGAGAGCCGUCAACGGUUGGAUUGCUCAAGUCUUUUAUUUCUGUCAAACAAACAUCUGAGAUCUUUGUGGUUUGUUUCUCUCCCGAUGCCAAGUAUUUAACUGUAGGCCUUGGUAACUCUAGUAUACAGGUGUAUUCAACGCAAACGAACGCAUUGGAGAGAACGUUGACUCCUCCAUCGGCUGACCUGGAGAUAUGCAUUACGUCGAUAUCGUUCAGGCCCGAUCGACCUAAUAGUAAAACAAAGAAUGUGCUGGCUGCUACAUAUGCCGAUGGAAGACUAAUUCACUGGCAUUACACUUCUGGACAGUUACUUUCUGUAGUCACAGAACCCGGAAACGAAUCAUUGCUUUACGUCACGUAUCGAGCAGAUGGUAGUCAAUAUGCAACCUCUGGAUCAGACGCGCUAGUGAGGAUUCAUGAUGCCGCUACACAGAAAGUAACGUCACGACUUGAACUAGGAACACCGAGUGUGACAACAGGACACAACAGUCGCGUAUUCUCUGUCAAGUUCCAUCCAACAGAUCCAAAUAUGCUGUGUUCUGGUGGUUGGGACAAUACAAUCCAGAUGUGGGAUGUACGAUUGCAGUCGUCUGUAAGAUCUAUAUUCGGACCACAUUUGUGUGGUGAUGCUCUGGAUUUGACUGAUGACGGGACGACGAUUGUUACUGGUAGUUAUCGACGAACUGAGGCAUUACAGUUAUGGAAUUGGGCUGAUGGCUCAUUGCAAGAAUCGGUACCGUGGACUUUAAUUGAUGGUGCACCAACGACAAAACUGUACAAGACACAAUUUAGUCACAGUACAAGUUCGUCACCUCUACGAGGAUUCGCAGACAAGAAUCGAUUCAUGCUUGGAGCUGGAGGAGGGCCAAAUGCUUGUGAAUUACGAAUGUUUAACACACAGUCCAAACGAUGUGUCGGUAUCGCUCAAGGAUUUACUUCUUCGCUAUACUCGUGCACUAUAUCGAAUGAUGAGAAAUUCGUGGCUUUGGGAGGUGGAGAUAGUACAUUAUACGUUUAUGAGGUUGACAUGCUUGCUCCAAUCGACUUUCCUUAUUGA